Molecule: messenger RNA, 421 nt
Organism: Dentiscutata heterogama
Lineage: Eukaryota; Fungi; Glomeromycota; Glomeromycetes; Diversisporales; Gigasporaceae
Source: the annotation of a GenBank genome assembly
AUGAAGUUUAAACGCUGUGAAGGGCUCAAUUCUUCUGUAUUUCUUCCUCUAGCCAUUGCUUUUCCGAACUUAACAUCCUUAGAAUAUUCUUAUGGUGCUUAUGACAUUUAUGAUAGCGCAACACCUAUAAGAUUAUUAUCUGGUCUCAUUAUGACAAGUUGCAAUACACUCAAAAGAAUUAUACUUGACUGGCAUUCCCCUGAUAACCUUGACAUUACUCAGCUUGUCGAAAUUAUUGCACAGCAAAAACUUGAAAUUAAUAUGAGUAGAAGAAUAAAUCCAUAUUGUGCUCUUUCUAUUUUUGCGAAUGCUCCACUUAAAAGUCUUGAACAUUCAAUUCAAUUAUACUUUGAUUAUCAUGAUCUUUUUACUCUAAAAUUCAAUCUACUAAAUCAGAUCUUUGAAUCUAUUUUCUACAAAA